Molecule: messenger RNA, 1465 nt
Organism: Vitis riparia (riverbank grape)
Lineage: Eukaryota; Viridiplantae; Streptophyta; Magnoliopsida; Vitales; Vitaceae
Product: probable glycosyltransferase At5g20260
Exons: 4
Coding region: 23-1465 (480 amino acids)
Molecular function (GO): glycosyltransferase activity
Source: RefSeq, a predicted model, not a curated record
AGACAGAAAAAGUGAAGAAGCCAUGGCAACAUCGAGUCCCACACGGUUCGUAAUAUUUCCAGCUAUUCUCUUCCUCAUUGUUCUCAUCCCUUUGUACCUGUCACCCAUAAAUCGAAACCAAAGCAUCCUCCUCCAUUUGCUCCCUACGCAUUCAAACCUUUCAGAGACAACUCACCAAACCCUUCAAACCUCAUCGUCCCCAUCUCUGUGGCCGAAAAAUGAUUCCGCAGAUGGGGUUCCCUCAACUUCCAGUGAUGGAGCGAGAACAACUAACGAGAUAAGGAAGCGUUUCAGAGAGAAAAUGAGUCAUCUGGAGAGGAUUGAAGAAGGUCUGGCGAGAGCCCGAGCGGAAAUACGCAGGGCGAUUCGGACGAGGAAUUAUACUUCAGAAAAGGACGAAGCCUUCAUCCCAAGAGGAGACGUCUACAGAAAUCCAUACGCAUUUCAUCAGAGUCAUAUAGAGAUGGAGAAAAGAUUCAAGAUAUGGGCAUACCGAGAAGGAGAUCAACCCCUAAUGCAUGACGGACCAUCAAAUGACAUCUAUGCAAUCGAAGGGCAAUUCAUGGAUGAGAUAGAAAGUGGAAAGAGCCACUUCUUGGCUCGUCAUCCCGACGAGGCGAAUGCGUUCUACAUCCCCAUGAGUUUAACUAGAAUAGUUCAUUUUAUCUACGAGCCUCCACAUUACUAUGGUAAAUGGAUUCCACGAUUGGUCACAGACUAUAUCAACUUUGUAGCAGAUAAAUAUCCAUAUUGGAAUAGAAGCAAGGGGGCUGACCAUUUCUUGGUUUCUUGUCAUGAUUGGGCACCAGACGUUUCAGCUCUAAAGCCUGAUCUCUACAAGCAUUUCAUUAGAGCCCUCUGCAAUGCCAACACCUCCGAAAGGUUCCACCCCAUCAGAGACAUCUCAAUCCCAGAAAUCAACAUACCCCGCGGCAAGCUCGGUCCGCCCCACCUCGACCACCCCCCCAACAAGCGUCCCAUCCUUGCCUUCUUCGCUGGGGGCGCCCAUGGUUACGUACGAAGUGUCUUGUUCAAGUACUGGAAAGAGAAAGAUGACGAAGUCCAGGUUUUUGAGCGCCUUCCCCGUAAUCGAAACUAUAGUAAAUCAAUGGGGGACAGCAAGUUUUGCCUGUGUCCCAGUGGAUACGAAGUCGCCAGCCCCAGAAUAGUAGAAGCCAUCGCUGCCGGCUGUGUGCCUAUGAUAAUUUGCGAUCACUACUCCUUGCCGUUCAGCGAUGUUCUUGAUUGGAGCAAGUUCUCCAUAUAUAUUACUUCCGAUAAGAUACCGGAAAUCAAGAAGAUUUUGAAAGCGGUUCCGACUGAGACGUAUUUGGAAAUGCAAAAGAGGGUGAAGCAAGUGCAGCGGCAUUUCGCGAUAAACCGGCCGGCGAGGCCCUACGAUAUGCUUCAUAUGAUUCUUCAUUCGGUGUGGCUGAGGCGCCUUAAUGUUAGGUUGCCAUCUUGA